AUGGCAUGGCUAGAGGAGAGACACCCACAAUUUGAGAAUUUUGUUGGGAUAUACUUGACGGAUGCAGACGAACGGCAUUGUAAAUCAGCUAAUGAACAAAAUUUGUCUUAUGAGAAUUGCCAGCUUCCAAAGUCAUCUAAUGUUGAGCAGGCUGGUGUUGACAUGGAUUUGGAGUGUGGAUCUAUGGAUUUUAAGGCAAUUGUGGACAAGUCUGAGAAAGAUUGCAGGAUCUGUUUCAUUAGUUUAAAGGACUUUAGCCAGGAAUUAGGCGUUCCAAUUAUGUUGGGUUGUUCCUGCAAUGGUGAUUUGGCUUUUGCUCACCAGAAAUGUGCGGAGAAAUGGUUUGAACUCAAAGGAAACAA
Molecule: messenger RNA, 362 nt
Organism: Phalaenopsis equestris
Lineage: Eukaryota; Viridiplantae; Streptophyta; Magnoliopsida; Asparagales; Orchidaceae
Product: E3 ubiquitin-protein ligase MARCH8-like
Exons: 1
Molecular function (GO): zinc ion binding
Source: RefSeq, a predicted model, not a curated record